Chironomus riparius is the source of this 915-nucleotide messenger RNA. The record is from the annotation of a GenBank genome assembly. NCBI's taxonomy places the organism in Eukaryota, Metazoa, Arthropoda, Insecta, Diptera, Chironomidae.
GUUUCUUUAAACUACAAGUGUCUAUAAAGAUGCUCAAAUUAUUCCAAUUUGUUAUUUUUAUCAUAGCUUUUAAUAAAUUAUUUGCAUUUCCUCCUGAUGUUGAAAAAUGUAGAAUUAAUGAUGAAGAUUGCUUAGUAAGGUCGUCAAAUACUGUUUUGAGAAAAUAUUACAAUGGAAUCACGGAAAUCGAUCUACAAUCCCUUGAUCCUUUUAUGGUUGAUAAAAUCAAAGUUGAUCAUGAUUAUGGAGUCAUUCAAGCUAAUGGAACCAUUUUUAAUAUCAAUUUGAGAGGACUUUCGGCAGCAACAGUUGAGAAGUUUUCAGGAUUUGACAAAAAUCUUUUAGAAAUUCAUUUUAAAGUUUCGGAAUUCCACUUUAAAGGAUUCUACUCAGCAACAGGUGUUGUCUUUGGAUACUCUAGUCAUGAUAAUGGAAUUUUUACGCUUAAUUUUUAUGAUUUUAAAGCUAAGUUGACAAUCAAACUUGAAAGGUACAUGAGGAAUGAUAAGGAAUACUUUAAAACUGUUGGAUCAGACAUAAGCUCUACUGUUAGAACUGGUGAUCUCGAUGCAACCACAUUGAGUCGAGCAUUAAAUUGGAUAUUAAAUAAAAGUUUUGACUUGAUUCUCAGCUGCAGUAUGAAAUCUUAUGUCGGAGAUGUGUGGACGGAAUAUUAUGAAAAAGCUAUAAAUGCAGUGCUAUCGAAAGUUCCGAUUGAAGAUUUGUUCAUUGUUGAUUGAUUCGAAUAAAGUUGUAAAAUUAGAGUUGAAAUAAAAAAAAUUACAAAACUUAUCAGACAAGUUUAAAGAAAACUUUAAAGACAUGAAACAAAUUCUGAUCAAUUUGUAUCCAACAUCAAGCACAUAUGACACUUUAAAGAUUCGUUGAAUUUGGGAUAAAUUUAGAUUAUUUGUA